AUGCCGACCAAAGACUUCCAGAGGGACCUGAAUCAAGCCACCACGCCGGGUCGAUUCUCACAAAUCACCGGGGUCAGGGCUGGUGAAGGCGAUGGCUCUAUUUCAUUUACCUUUACGGAGCCUCGAGCAGGCGCCAGCUUUGGCUUCGAGGCGAUAGUCCAUGUCGCAGAUCCCCACGAUUACCCUUCAAGCCACACCUUUUUUGUUUACUCCACAUCCGAAGAUGUUCCUGCCGAGAUCACACAGGCCGUCGAUGAUACCGUGCCUCAAUUCGAUGGCCUGUCUAUCCACGAUUUUUUGUCUACGUUGGAACGCGUCGUCUCGGCGGCAGUCCAGGGCUCCAGUGCCCCGUCUUCCGACGAGAUGAUCGACGACCUUGCUACCUCGAGCGAUCAAGGGUUCAUAGACGACUAUGAACCAUCCGACUGGACAGAGGAUGAAGACACCUUCUUCGCCAUCACUAAAGCCCCCGCUAUUGUGCGAGAGAAAAUCCGAAGUGAUCUUCGUGCUGUGAAGCACGCGGGCUUCAAAGUGGGAUAUCACGGGGACCCAGCGGGCUCCGUUUUCGUGUCGCUGGCCAUCCGCAUCGCCAAGUUGGGUCUCUCGGAAGAGGCCAUGAGCGCAUGGAAUGUGCGUCCCACGGAGUAUUUGGUCCUCCUGAUUCGCUAUACCAGAUACCAGACCAUGGAGGAGCUUAACAAUGGCGGCGACUCCAUGAUUCAACUGCGAGUGGGACUUUGUGACUCCUACAAGCCAUCCUUCAGGAGCACCGUCAAAGCCUUCCAGGACACAGUGCUCCCCAAGAAACAGAGUGCAGAGGCAGCAGAACAGGACCCGGGUCCACUUCUUCGAGGAUUGUUCAUCGGGGCACCACUCGAGAAGCUUCUCAAUGAGCGAUUCCUCGGUAUCGCGAGACUUCGGUUAAAGUACGGUUUCUCCUGGACGGCAGCUGAAUUGUUCUUUCACACCAGCCAAGGGAAGGUCCUCAGCCCACAUGACGCCCAUUCAGAAGAAUUCAUGGUGGAAGACACUUGGGUCACGCCUGCUCCGGAUUUCCUGCGGACCGAUCAUAUGGCCGACGCAGGUCUUUGUUUGCCCAAAAUUUCAUUUCCUCUUCUAGCCAUGCUGUUUCUCAUGCGUCACUUUAUCAAGUGCACUGAGUUCUGUCUCGUGUGCCAUUGCAAAACCUACGACAGCUUCGAAGCGCUGAAGCCGUAUGUCUGCUCCAAUGGGCUUUGCCUGUUUCAGUAUAUUACGUUUGGCAUGGGGCCAAGUCUGGAGUAUGAGAUUCGCUCUCAGCCCUAUGUCGUGGAUAUGCUGGUUUCCUUAGCCUACGCGCGAGCCAAGUCGGGCCGUCUCGUGGACUUUCCGACUGGGCUGGGACUCAAUGUUCCGGAUACUCUAGUCCCCGACAGUGACACUGCCGUGCGCGUGGGUCCAAACCCGCCUUCGUCAAAUCAAGUACACACCGUCCGGACUCCUCCACAUGCUUAUGAGGCGACACUGAUCACCACCAGGAUGGAGCUUUCACACGCGUUCGUCCCGCAGGUCAAUGUUGGCAAUUGGAUCGUUAUUCUCAACCCCGAAAAGCCUGUGAUAGCAGAGAACAAAACCGCAUGGCAUUGCCGGGUUCAGCAUAUCGGAGAGACAUCCGGAUUUGUCUCUCUCUCGUGUCCUCUCUCUCAAGGCCGACAAUUGUCAGACGCCGAGAUUAUUGACAAAUACCCUGCUUCGAGAGAAGUGCAGUACGUGAUUUACGACAAAAAUUUCGACGACCUGGACCCUGACAAGAAGCGAAAAAGUAUCACGAUGCUCCUCGGCACUCUUCCCAGUGUCGAUUCGAUGGUUGCUUUUCUGGGCCAUCACGGAUCUGGCAAAUUGCUCUCUUCUUGGCAGGAUGUGGUGGCCCCAGCUGCAUUGGACCUGCUUCGGUGGGUUGUCGCCUCAAAUCGAUCCUGUAUCUUACAGGAUAGCUCGGAAUCAAAAGACCUGGUGUCCGGCAUGAAGGGAUUCAUUCAGUUUCGACUGGUUCAAGGAGCGCCAGACAAAGAGCAACGCUUUAUGGAAGCGGUCAAUCAGCAUGCCAUGCACACCAAGUCUGCUUAUCCCACCAUCUUUGCCUGGCAUGGCAGUCCGCUGCAUAACUGGCACAGCAUUCUUCGAGAAGGGCUACACUUCAACGAGGUUGCGCAUGGGCGUGCUUAUGGUCACGGUGUCUACCUAUCGAAUCAUUACGGGAUAUCAGCGGGCUACGGGAGUCAUGGUUGGGGUCAGAGCUGGCCACAAAGCAAACUGAACAUCACCUCCAUGAUAUCCUUGAACGAAAUCGUCAACCACGCAGCGAAAUUUGUUUCAAUCUCCCCGCAUUAUGUUGUGCAGCACCUGGACUGGAUCCAACCUCGAUAUCUCUUCGUACAAAUAGGCAAGGAAUCAACCGUAGAUGCGAAGUGUGAGGAGACCGCACCAUCUGUUAUUUACCAACAGGACCCGAAACAUUUGGUCCAGGGUCCGAACGGGAAAUCGAUUCAUAUACCCAUUUCAGCAUUUAGCAGCAAGCGGCGACAGAGUCUUGAAUCUGCCCCAGCUAAAGUGCAGAAUAAGACCAAGACGAAGAAAAAGAGGGGUCCAAGGGGCUCCCCGAUUGAUGUCGAUAGCUUUGACGAUGCAGCGAGCAUUUCAACCGACAUCGAAGAUCUCGACAUUCUCCUUUCCGAAUCCGAGAAAGAACCGGAUGGAGUUAUUUCGAACAAGAAGAAGAAAGGCAGUGACAAGAAAGUACCAAAGACCGACUUCAUCCCAGGGACCCUUCACGAGCAAAGCUUACGUCUGCUCUCACCACCCACAUUUGCGACUAGCACGGCCACCAAGCUCCUUCAGAGGCACCUUCAGGCAACCCUGAAAGUCCAGGCCAGCGAGCCACUUCAUGAGCUCGGCUGGUACGUGGAUCCAAACUUGAUCAAAACGGUCUAUCAAUGGAUUGUAGAGCUGCAUACCUUCGAUCCAACUCUUCCCCUCGCCAAAGACCUCAAAGCCGCAAAACUCGCCAGCGUCAUCCUCGAGAUACGCUUCCCACCACAGUUCCCUAUGGACCCGCCAUUCGUUCGCGUUAUACGCCCGCGAUUCAUGGAAUUUGCUCGAGGUGGCGGCGGCCAUGUCACAGCCGGAGGAGCCAUGUGCUUGGAACUACUUACCAACUCGGGCUGGUCGGCGGUUACCUCAAUGGAGAGUCUCCUGCUACAGGUGCGCAUGGCUCUUAGUGCUACGGAUCCGCACCCUGGACGACUGUCGCAUGAACGUGUCGGCGAUUACUCCGUCGGCGAGGCGGUUCAAGCCUAUACACGAGCUUGCAUGGCUCAUGGAUGGGUGAUCCCGAAGGACAUGAAGGCGAUGUCGUGGUAG
Messenger RNA from Penicillium canariense, 3399 nucleotides. RefSeq names its product putative ubiquitin conjugating enzyme. Bases 1 to 3399 code for a protein of 1132 amino acids. Lineage: Eukaryota; Fungi; Ascomycota; Eurotiomycetes; Eurotiales; Aspergillaceae. The transcript has 2 exons. Gene Ontology annotation, molecular function: NAD+ poly-ADP-ribosyltransferase activity. The record is from RefSeq and is a predicted model, not a curated record.